AUGUAUAAUAAUUUGGUUAAUCAUAAAUUAGAAAUUGAAGGUUUAAAGUUUGUUUAUUAACAUGAAUAAAGACUUUGUGAGAGAGAAUAUGACUCUGUUAAAAUGAUACUUGCUUAGUCUGAAAAAGAAAAAUAAUAAGCUCGACAGAAGUACCAUCUGUUAAAUUAGAAAUAUCAAGAAAAAAAAAUAAUUGAUAUUUUAGAUGAAUAAUCAUUACAAUCUAAAAUUAAAAAUGAUGGAACAAGACUAUUUAAAACAGCAAAAUAUGCCAUCUUAGGUUUAGAGAGAAAAUAGGAUGAAUUUGAAUUACCAAAUAAAACUGAAAAAAUUUAAACAGAAAAAUCUUAAACAGCAGACCCUUAAAUUUAAACAUUUUAAGCUUAUGAUUCACAGAUUAAUGCUAAAUUUUUAGAAGAUGAAUAAUCAAGAAUUUAUUAAUCAGAAGAUGAAAAAAAUUAUUCCUAAAGUCUUAUAAAUUUUAUAAAUGAUUUUGAAAAUGAAAGAAAAAUCUACACAACUUAAGAACGAGUUCCUGAUUAUACAGAUAUACCUUAAAAAUAAAUUAAAUCAUAAGGUCAAUCUGCUACAAUUACAUUUACAUAUAAAGAAUAACCAGAAAAUCAAAUUUCAGCUUAAAGUCAAGAAAAAUAAAUUGGUGAAAAUGCUUAUUUUCACUUUCAUUAAAAUACAAGCAGAACAGAUAUGGAUAAUAACAUAGAUUAAUAAUUAGAAAUACUUUUAGAUGACAUAUAAGGAAUAGUAGAUAAAAAUACAAAAUAAGCAUAAUAAACUCUAAUAACUCAUAAGCUAAGACUUUAAAAUGAGAGACCUUAAAAAACCAUCAAUUUUUAGAGAAAAGCUAAUUUUCAUCCUGUAAACUUUGUGUAAAACUCAUUAUAACAAGAAGAACCCUUAACUAAAAGAGCUAUUAAUAAUUCUAAAUAAGUGGAUAACUUAGAUUAAUUAAUACUCGAUCUCUGCAAUUGA
Molecule: messenger RNA, 987 nt
Organism: Paramecium sonneborni
Lineage: Eukaryota; Ciliophora; Oligohymenophorea; Peniculida; Parameciidae
Source: the annotation of a GenBank genome assembly